Molecule: messenger RNA, 3012 nt
Organism: Aspergillus brunneoviolaceus CBS 621.78
Lineage: Eukaryota; Fungi; Ascomycota; Eurotiomycetes; Eurotiales; Aspergillaceae
Product: ribonuclease Z
Exons: 1
Biological process (GO): mitochondrial tRNA 3'-end processing
Cellular component (GO): mitochondrion
Molecular function (GO): 3'-tRNA processing endoribonuclease activity
Source: RefSeq, a predicted model, not a curated record
AUGAAGUACUACUAUCAAGUGGUAACUACGCCGACGGCCGACACCCCGGGCAGCGCGGUCGUUCUCAACUUCCCCGAUAAACGCUACCUCUUCGGUCAGGUCGCCGAAGGAACGCAGCGAGCAUGCGCGGGAACGUCGGUCAAGUUCGGUCUCAUGACCGACAUCUUCCUCACGGGCCGGUUGGAGAUGAGCAACGUGGGAGGGCUGUUCGGCGUCAUCCUCACGCUAGCCGAUGGACUGGCCAGCGCAGCAGCCAAUUUAUCGGAGAAGCAGAAGAAGAAAGAGGCAGACCAGCGGCAGCAGAGGCCGAAGCAGGAAUCCGCUGAGGGGAAGGCAGAUGGACUGCCUAUUUCACAGCCGGGAAGCAAGCGGAUCGCGCAGAGAGGGACCCUGACGGUUCACGGCGGGAAAAAUCUCACGCACCUGAUGGCUACUGCGCGCAAAUUCAUCUUUCGCCAGGGUCUACCCAUGUAUAUGCAGGAACAUGAUGGGGACAGCCUGGCUGGACAGCGUGGGGGUCUCCCAGACCCAUACGAACAACCGACGUGGUCAGAUCAGAAUAUCAAGGUCUGGGUCAUGGCCGUGAGCCCUGAGUCUCAUUCUCAGCCUAAGGCCAAGCGCACAAGGAAGCGCAGCCAUGAGGAGUUUCGCGAGGAGGACAAAGCGGGGGUCGAGGAGAAGAAGGCUGCGGCGCUAGCCGAACAGGUUAUCAGGCAAAAUGUGGUGUCGAACAUGUUUAAUUCGACAUGGAAACUGGAUGCUUUACAUGAGACUAAAUUAAAAGACGUGCAGAUGCCCGGACUCAUGUUUGUCAGGGACCCGGUAACCAAGGAUUUGCGACGGUACACCGGCCCGACUCCUGGAGGCCGCACGCCAGUUCCUGACAUUACCGUGCUGGUGCGCAAACCUUGGCCUGGUGCCAAUGUGGAGAGGAUUCCUCCCGUGUCUUGGAACGAAGACGCCAUCUCUUACAUCGUCCGGAACCACAACAUUAGAGGGAAGUUUGACCCUCUCAAGGCUCAGGCUCUGAAGGUCCGUAGAGGCCCGGAUUACGCCACGCUGACCAGAGGUGAUAGCGUUAUCUCAGAGGAUGGUCAAAUUAUCACGCCCGAUAUGGUUCUUGAUGAGGAAAAGGUUGGCAAAGGUGUCGCAAUCAUAGAUUUGCCCUCGCGAGCCUAUGUGGAGAACCUGGUCAACCGCCCUGAGUGGGACUCACCUACGGCGGCCUUGAAUCUGGAAGCUUUCAUCUGGAUCCUGGGCCCACGUGUGGGAGAUCAUCCCAAGCUUCGCGAAUUCGUCGCGAAGAUGUCGCACUGCACGCAUACGGUCUCCAGUCCCGAUUACUGUCCCGAUUACCUGGCCAUGAAAGAGGUUGCCGAGUCGACGGUGCAGAUGGCCAUGGUCAGGCCCGACAACUAUGCCCUGCCUGCCUAUGACAAUGUGACUGUUCCACAAGUCAGGCUCUUCAAUGAUCCUCCAACGAAAAAACGUGCCCCCUUGCGACCUCUAGAGCCGGGCCUGAUUAUCAACAUGGAACCCACUUUCGAGAUCGAUGAAUCUGAAGUUACUCCUCGUUAUGAUCCCAGAAACGCGAAGGAAAAGUUGCCGAAGGCCGUCGAGACUCAAAUGAAAAUAAUUUCUGGACAGGAAGAAACUCCCGAGUUCCAGGAUAAACUGGCAGCAUUCCGAAAGGACCUUCCUGGUGCUGACGUCGAAAUUAUUACUCUCGGAACUGGGUCAUCAGUACCAUCCAAGCAUCGAAAUGUCUCCAGCACGCUCAUUCACGCACCAGGCCAUGGUUAUUACUUACUCGACUGCGGCGAGGGCACUCUUGGGCAGCUCAAGCGCGUCUUUGGAACUAAGGCAUUGCGCGAAGUUUUCCAGAAUAUGCGGAUGAUUUGGAUCAGUCAUCUCCACGCUGACCACCACCUUGGUAUUGCGAAUGUGAUCAAGGCCUGGUAUCAGGCAAAUUAUCCCAAUGGCGUGCCACGGACUGACGUGAUCGAGGAAGACAUGUCCAAGAUUCUACGGGAUAAGCGCCUGUUCGUUGUGUGCGAACAAAUGAUGACUACUUGGCUCGAGGAAUAUGCCAGUGUCGAGGAUUACGGCUUCCAAAAGGUGACGGCUCUGAGCGCUUUUCCCGAACAGAUCCGAAGUGGUAUUUACGAGACAUCAUUUGUUUAUCGUCACUGCCGCGCCGACGGUACCUUCCCUGGGCAACGGGAGGCGCAAUCCCAACCCAAAACAACCAAGCUUCGAUUCCAGGAUGAUUCGGACCCCCUCUCGGCUCUUCUCCGUGAAGCCAUCGGCCUUUCCGACAUCCUACCGUCCCGAGUUUCACACUGCCGUGGAUCCAUGGCUGUGACCCUUGUGUACCCCGAUGGCUUCAAGCUCUCCUUCUCCGGCGACUGCCGUCCCUCCGAGAACUUUGCAGCUACAGGCCGCGGCUCGACGGUUCUCAUCCACGAAGCCACUUUUCAAAACGACAUGGCGGGGAGCGCGAUAGCUAAGAAACACUCCACGUACGCCGAAGCCUUGGAAGUCGCGCGUCAGAUGCAAGCCCGGGCCCUCCUCCUCACCCACUUCAGCCAACGCUACCAGGGAACUGUCACAAUGAACAACGGCCAGUCUUCGCAGAAGGCCCAGGAUGAAGCAGGUUCGGACAGCUCUGCCAGCUUGCGAACCAAGGACGUCCCUGAUGAUGAGGAAGGGCUGGCUGAGGAGAGCAGCCCCCAGCUCGAGGGCUCGAACGAAGACGCCGGCGGUGUGAUCAUUGCCAAGCCCAGCACCCAGUACAACGGGCCCUACGUCAACGCCUUUGACUACAUGCGCCUCCGUGUCGGAGAUUUCCCCGUCCUCCAAGCUUAUGUACCGGCCAUGGAGAUGCUGUUUGCGAUCCUGGAGAGAGCUGCAGCGGAAUCUGCGGAGAAGGCUCAGCAGCAGAAGACGGCAAAGAAAGAGAAUUCGAAGUUGAAGGCGGCAAAGAAAGAGAAUUCGAAGUUGAAGGCGGCU